Ahaetulla prasina is the source of this 2626-nucleotide messenger RNA. RefSeq names its product ring finger protein 26 (gene RNF26). Gene Ontology annotation, biological process: protein ubiquitination; ubiquitin-dependent protein catabolic process. NCBI's taxonomy places the organism in Eukaryota, Metazoa, Chordata, Lepidosauria, Squamata, Colubridae. The record is from RefSeq and is a predicted model, not a curated record. Gene Ontology annotation, molecular function: ubiquitin protein ligase activity. Bases 658 to 2085 code for a protein of 475 amino acids. The transcript has a single exon.
CAGUAUUUUAGGGACUCCUUCUUGCUCCCCUCCCUCGAAGGGCCCCCUCCCCUUUUGUUUUUCGACCCAGGGCAUGAGCUGCAACCCCCCCUCCCCUUUUUGAAAGGGGUCCCUGAACUAAAUUAAAAGGCUGGAUUGGCAGAAAACAAGAAAAACUUAUAUUCAAAUAUAUUUUAAGCAAGGAAGACACCCCCCCCAACAUCCAACCCCGGGGUGGGAGGCGAGAAGAGGGAGGAAAAAGCAUCCCCCCCCAGUUGGGGGUCUUCUAUGGGUGGGGCUUAGUGAUUUGCAAGCCCUUCCCCCCUCCCCCCCUGUCAAUUUGGGGCGAGGAAUCUGCUCCAAGGAAAAAAAAAAUUGGAGGGGGCUUGCCUGCUUCCCUUUGGGGAGAGGAAUUGUCCACCUGAGUGAGCCUUAUCCACCUCCCAAAAUUCGGACUGGCCGGCCGGCCUGCUUGCCCCUUGAUGCCCAGCGAGCGAAGACUUUUUUAGGACUUGGUUGCCAAAGUAUUCCCAUUAACUCCCUCCCCCCCUUUUAAGGUACAAAAUUAGGGAGCAAAACCCACACGCGCCUCUCUUUCCUGCUGCCUUUACGAAGCUGCCGUGCCGUUGGUUCUCAGCUGGUCCUUGGCCGUGGACGAUCCUUUCUGAGAGCCCCGCGAUGGAUCUAGUGUUCCUGGUGAUCAACGGCAUGGGGAUGGUGUUGGAUCUGCUGGUAAUCCUGCUGGACAUCAACUUCUUCCUCGUUUCCAGCUUCCUCUCCGUCUUGAUCUGGCUCCUCGCCUUCGUUUACAACCUGCCCAAUGCCACAGUGGCCUGUCUGAGCCAGUUCUGGAACGGGAUCCUGGUUGUCGUGCUAUGCAUCGCGGAGGCCUUGUACUACUUGACGCUAUCCUCCGUGCACGCUGUCCUCAACUUGUUGAGGGGAUUCUGCUCCAGCAUGGAGAGUUUGAAAGUCCUGGGCCACCUGUUCACCCACCUGGGCUUGAGAAGCAAAGAAAUUGUGCACCGAGGCUUCUGGAACCUGAUUGGCUCUGGUCAGACGCUUCUGAGACAGAUGUGCGAGGUCUGCGCCAUAGCCAUGAGCCUUGUGGCUUACUUCAUUAACAGCAUAAUCAACAUUUGUCUCAUUGGGACUCAGAACCUUUUUGGUGUGGGGCUGGCCCUCUGGGACACUAUAGUUGGCCCCUUUCUGAGGAUCACAGACCUUCUGGUUGCCUUUCUCGCUCGCCUCUCCAGCAGUGCCAUUGCUACGGCCAUUCUCCUGUGGACUCCCUGCCAGCUGGCCGUUGAUCUCCUGGCCUCAGUGAGCAAGCUGUUGAUCAACGUCUUCUUUGUCAACCUGUACGGCAUGGUGUUGUUCUCUGCGAUUCUUGUCACCAGCAUCUUCGUCCUGAACCCUCAGCUGACUUGGACCCUGGCAAACCAAGUGGACGGCUAUUUGAACACGAUGCCUUCCUACCAUCGCUUGCUCAGGGACAUGCAACGCCUUUAUCACAUCGUGCUCUUGUCCCUGGAGAUGCUGUUGAGCUCCCAGACCUGGCGUAGGUUGGCAGGCUGGGGUCUUGAGGUGCUCAGUUGGAACAGGAACGUCUGGGCAGGUAACCAGCAGGGGGAACGAGAACCGCAGCUGGUGCUUGAAGCUCCCCAAGAAAGGGCAGGGGGAACUGCUGUGGGACAGAGACUGGCUCUAGAAGAACCGUAUCCACGAAGACAAGGGCCAACUGGGACCCCACGUCCCCGCCAAAGAGGCAGCAGGGACCAGACCAGAAUGGACAGUGAUCUGGGAACAGCCCCACAACAGCCUCAGGAGGAAGGACCAAGUGUCUCCCAGACCAAAACUGCAAAAAAAGAGCAACUGAAUGGUUUGGAAGAAGACAACGACCCGUGGCGGCUUCUUAAAGAACAAGAAGAACGGAAGAGAUGUGUUAUUUGCCAGGAUCAAACCAAGACAGUCCUCUUACUGCCCUGCCGGCACCUUUGCCUGUGCCAAGAAUGCGCUGAGAUCUUGCUGCAGCAGGCCGCCUACCAACGGAACUGCCCACUGUGCAGGCAAAUGAUCUUGCAGACUCUCAACGUCUAUCUGUGAGCUCCGGAGGAAGCAACUUGAUCUCCUUCCCAUGUGCUUUUUUUGCCAAAGCACAAGAGGUCCCUGGCCUGUGGACCUCCAUAGCAGCUGGUAAAGGCGCUCGGUGUUAACACUGAGUACCCCCCCACCCCACUUUUUUAAAAAAAAAAAAUUCCAGGGACACGAGUUGCAAUUAGCGGAACCUGAAAAAUGCUAUGAAUUGUUUCUUUGCACUUCUGUUUUUAUGGUUUGUUGCUUUCAUAAGGGAAAAAAAGAAAACACCCCGAUUGCUGGGCACAGCUAAUAGUUGGGAAAUUUCCUGUUGUGAGAGGUGGGUGGCGAAAUCAUGCACCAUAUUCCGAUGUGAGGCUAAAAGAGUCUUAACGGCUGUUUUUCAUCCAGAGUAGAAAAAGCACAGGUGCAGGAUUCCUAAUACCGUUGGGUUUGCUAUCUAUGUUUGGAACAAAGACAUCUGUAAGGUUACAUCGCUGAAAAUAUGAAUAAGAUAAGUCUGCCUCUUAUGAUUGGAGCCAGAAGGUCUCCUGCCACUCUUUUUAUUUUU